AUGGCUUCACGGGGUGAUGGCGUUACACCGCAACUGAAAUUGUCAGAAUUUUGGCAUGCAACCUUUGAUCGCAUCUUCCAGGUUUUCAGACCGGACGAGUGGACACUGGAGCCGACCGACAGAGGAAUGCCAAGAGAUUGGAGACAAUUUAAGGAUAGCGCCAAAGUCAAGUUUCUCUGUGAUUGCGGAAACUCCUGGACGUCAAUGAUGGGAAGGAUUAUAUUUUGGUACAAGAGGAGUGACGAGAAAAACAACAAGAAAGAAUUGAAGACGGAAGAAGAAAAAUGCACAAGUGACGAAGGACAAAAAGAUGAACCGAAGGAGACAAACAAAUACUCCUUGAGGUUCAGGCUGUACGGUCAGCAGUGCAAAAUGUGUGAAAAUGGGUUAUUCAUCAAUCCGCAGUGGUACGAGGACGAGGUCAAAAGAGUUCUGCAAAACGUUCAUAAAAAGAUAGGAAAGGAUUUCUACGAGUUUCCACAAGAAGACCCCAACAAUAGAAAAAGACACGGAAGAAUGCGCCAGUCACAUGACUCCAGACGCUGUCAAGCAUGCCAAGAGGGGCAAUGUAACAGCUGA
This is a messenger RNA of Pocillopora verrucosa, 579 nucleotides long. RefSeq names its product receptor-transporting protein 3-like. Gene Ontology annotation, biological process: protein targeting to membrane; protein insertion into membrane. The record is from RefSeq and is a predicted model, not a curated record. NCBI's taxonomy places the organism in Eukaryota, Metazoa, Cnidaria, Anthozoa, Scleractinia, Pocilloporidae. Gene Ontology annotation, molecular function: olfactory receptor binding.